AUGUUGCUGUCUGCUAGAUCAGCCAGGUGUGCGGCUCUGAUGGGAGAGCCUGACGAACUGUACCCAGGUGGAGAACUCGAGGGAUUAUUGUGAAUGGAGGAGAAAGAAGGAUCAUGUUGAGGAUCAUGUUUUGUGUCUUUUCUGUUACAGAGAAGAUCAUUUAUCCGAGAAAUACUAGGACGCUUGCCAAGACGAUUGUGAUCGGUGGAAAACCUAUCGAUGAAGAGACUUGCAUGGUAAUUUGUCGAUCGAAAUAUUAAUUGAAAUAGAAAAAAAUUUCUUAAGAUACUCUUGAAUGAUAAACAACUUUUUAUAAGUUCUUUAAAUUUAAUUAAUUUUUCUAAUUUUAUUAUUUUUCUAAAUUGUAUUAAUUUUAGAAAACAAGAUUCAUUUAAGUGCAAUUAAUUAUUAAUUUAAUAAUUUCAGGAAUUUGUAUUUGACAGCCUGAGACUUUGUCAGAAGAAGAUUCUUUGUUCUUUUAUAUAUAAUUUCAAGCUAAAGCCUCUUUUUUUAGCAAAAAGGAUAUAUUCUUAUAUGAUUAAUUUCUUGAUUAUUUUGAUAAUUUUGAAGAUCAUAUCUUAUUUUUAUUUCGUAAUAUUUUUUUCUCGAUGUGCUUUAGGCUCUGAGAAAGUUGGUUUUCGGAAGUAGUGCUAGUCCACCGAGACAAGAAUGGGCAAGAACCGGAUUCACCCUACGACCUUACGGACAAAGCUUGGCAUUUGGAUUACGAGCACCGAGAAAUACGACUAGGGGCCUCGUCACCGCAGUGCAAGCUAUAAUGCUCAAGCAUUUCCUGUUUAAAUGUAAUAGACAAGACACUCAUGCAAAUCCAGAAAGUCUGUUGAAGCCAUCAUACGACAGACAGAUCGACGUUUUGACAUCGACGAUAGCAGAGAUCAUUUGGCGUUGCGCCGGUGGAUUCGUCGUACAAAGUACUGGUUAUUCGUCAAAUCAAAGUGUUACAGGAAACGCGAAACCGACAGCUGUGGUAGUUUUGCCUCAAGAAACAUCCUAUGUGCAGCAUAGCGUGCAUUACUUCCAAGAUGGUCUUACAGAAACUAGUACAAACUGAUCUAGAAGAUCCAAAGAUUUCAAUAUUGAGCGGUUGCCCAGAGGAAGGUCCUAUAAACGUCGUAAUUCUUUCAUUAACCGGUCGUGCUUCACCUCAUCUGCACAACGGAGUGCUGCAUGUGGGAGAUGAAAACACAUAUGCUGUGCCGCAAUGGGGUGUCCUUGCGAGGAGUGAAGUAGGCUUUCUGGUGCACGAGGGUGAUGGACAAUUGAGCAAGCAACCAGGUUCUCGUUUGAAAACUCCGAAUUUGCCGAUUUGGGUUACUCUCUGCCAUGGUCAUCAUGGUGUUCUGUUCAAUAUCAACCGUGAAUUACUUCGAAAUUAUCAUGCUGAACGACGUUUCGAGAUUCAAUACUUUACAUGCGGCGGCAGCCAUGCCAUUUUAACCGUGGACACCAGGUCGAAUUCCGGAAAUGAUUCAGAAUUCGAGGGCCCGAGUAAAGAAUCCACGGACAUCGCUGCGACUCCCUUGGAAAAACUUAUUCGUUCCAAGUGAGUAAUUACUACACUUUUAGGCUGUGAUACUCACGAAAAUAUUUGAAGAAAAUUUCUGUGAAUAUUGUAUGUUGUGAGUGUUGUGCAAAAAUUUUUGAAACCUCAUUGUUUGCUUAAUGGCAAAAUUUGAAAUCAAUUUUCAAAUACAUAUAAAUAUUUACUGUAUAAAAAUAUUUACUUAAUAAAAUAUUAAGUAAAUAAAAAACUUAAUAAAAACUUAAUAAAUUUAUUAAUACUUAAUAAAAUUAUUAAGCAAAUAUUUACUUAAUAAAAAAACACCUGUUGUUAGUAUAUUUGUUUUAAAUAAAAUAGUUCCAUUAAAUAUAUAUUCCAUUAAGUAUAAUUGAUAAUUGAUAAUAAUUUAAAUUAUUUUUUUUACAGGUGGCAAGAUGCUUGCAUACAAUGGAACGGAACACCCUUAAUGUGAAUGUGUCUCUAUAAUCAAUCAAUUAAUCAAUCACUGUGUAUUUCUGUAAAUUUAGAUUAAAUUAACAGAACUUUUUUCUGUUUAGAUCGUAGCAGAUUGUAUGUACGUAUAGUUACAUAUCUUUGUAAAAAUUUCUGUGCUUCGAAAGAAAAGAGAUUAUUAUUAUGGUUUUCUUGUACCUUUUAUUUUUGUUUCAAAUAAGAAGAUGCUCCUACGAUAUUACUCAAAAAUUCCAUGAAACAGAUAUCGACGUUUCGUGCAUUGAACAAACAUUCCUGAACACGCGAUCGCGUGAAACUCAACGCCUUCUCAAUCACUUCGCGAUAAAUUCCUCUCUAUAAAAUCUUGCAUUCUUUUCGUUCACUAAAAAUUUGAUGUUGUAAACUCAGAUGUAAAUCACAAUGAACGAAUUCUAUAUUCUUUAAUCGAGGGUGAAGUUAAUCACCCUUCUUCCAGGUAAUUUAAUCAAUAACUAAAUUGGUCCCUACAGAACAUUUAUAAUAUUCGUGUUCCUUUAAAUACAUGAAAUUUAUAGAUGUACAUAUAUAAACUCUCGUAGUCAACAAUUGUUUUAUUACACUUUUAAAGGAUUAAAAUAUUUACUUCUUUUUUUUCUCUUUCCAUCAGACAAUGGCAAUCACAAUAA
Molecule: messenger RNA, 2640 nt
Organism: Heterotrigona itama
Lineage: Eukaryota; Metazoa; Arthropoda; Insecta; Hymenoptera; Apidae
Source: the annotation of a GenBank genome assembly